Messenger RNA from Funneliformis mosseae, 768 nucleotides. The record is from the annotation of a GenBank genome assembly. Lineage: Eukaryota; Fungi; Glomeromycota; Glomeromycetes; Glomerales; Glomeraceae.
AAUUGUGAUAAAGUAGUUUAUGGAAUUUCAUAUUCAAAAAAAUCAGGAUUGAUAGCUUCAGGACAUUCGGAUCGAGUAAUUAGGAUAUGGGACCCGAGAGCAACAGAUACAGCUAUUGUAAAAUUAACAUUAUCAUCACACAAAAAUUGGGUAACCAGUAUAUCAUGGUCAACAACAAAUUCAUUUAUGCUGGCUAGUGGAUCAUACGAUGGUACAAUAAAAAUUUGGGACAUUAGAAGCAAGACGCCACUAUAUACUCUCUCUAAACAACAAAGUGAUGAUAAAGGAAAGGAGAAAGAGAAUAUUAAAAUUAAAAAAGUCUUUAGUGUUGAUUGGGAUAAUGAUGUUAUUUUGAGUGGUGGUGAAGAUAAUCAGUUGCAUAUUUAUGGUACUAAAAAGAUUGUUCCUUCUGAGGAAACUUAUAUUCUUCAUAUUCACGCAUCAUAUAAUAAUACUUUAGUAACAUUAACAAACUCUCGUGGUGAUAUUUUAUUAACUAAAUCAGGUGGUAGUGUCGGUUUUAAGAAAGCUCAACGAGGGGGUUAUGAAGCUGCUCAUCAAACUGCUGCUGGAGUCAUUCAGAAAAUCAAAGAAAAAGGGUUAAAUGUCAAGAAUGUAGAAAUUUGUAUAAAAGGAUUUGGUCCAGGUAGAGAUGCUGCUUUUAAAGCUUUGGCUAAUGUAGAGAAUCAAUGGAAUGUUAAACGAAUUACCGAUACUACUCCUUUGCCUUUCAAUGGAUGUAGGCCAAGAAAAGCUAGAAGGUUAUAA